Messenger RNA from Archocentrus centrarchus (flier cichlid), 3699 nucleotides. RefSeq names its product endophilin-A2-like. Gene Ontology annotation, cellular component: glutamatergic synapse; cytoplasm; presynapse. The record is from RefSeq and is a predicted model, not a curated record. The transcript has 9 exons. The coding region runs from base 174 to 1274 and encodes 366 amino acids. Gene Ontology annotation, molecular function: protein binding. Gene Ontology annotation, biological process: synaptic vesicle uncoating. NCBI's taxonomy places the organism in Eukaryota, Metazoa, Chordata, Actinopteri, Cichliformes, Cichlidae.
CACACGAAGCUGAAGCCAGGAAAUUGUGGUUGCUUAGCAAAGUUUCACAUCCACUAUCCAAAGUUUGGAGACGUGCUGCUCGGUUGCUGUUUGUGCUGUAAACUUACAGCAACUAUUUCAUACACGUUUUUCUCCCAAGUCGAGGUUCGGGUUGCAACGCUGACCGCGCAAAAAUGUCCGUCGCAGGAUUUAAGAAGCAGUUUUACAAAGCUACUCAGUUGAUGAGUGAGAAGGUUGGAGGUGCAGAGGGCACUAAACUGGAUGAAGACUUCAGGGACCUGGAAAGGAAAUCUGAUGUUACCAGCAAAGCAGUAGUGGAAGUCCUCAAUAAAACAACAGAGUACAUCCAGCCAAAUCCAGCGUCAAGAGCUAAGCUUAGUAUGCUCAGCACAGUGUCCAAAAUCCGUGGGCAGGUGAACAGUCCAGGCUACCCGCAGCCUGAGGGCCUUCUGGGGGAGUGUAUGACUAAAUAUGGACAGGAGAUGGGCGAGAACAGCAACUUUGGUGGGGCUCUUCUAGAUGUAGGAGAGUCAAUGAAGAGAUUGGCCGAGGUCAAGGAUGCGUUGGAUAUUGAUGUGAAGCAGAACUUUAUUGACCCACUGCAGGCAAUCGCUGAAAAGGACAUCAAAGACAUUCAGUACCACCUGAAGAAGUUGGAAAGCCGCCGUCUGGACUAUGACUAUAAAAAGAAACGUCAAGGUAAAAUCCAAGAUGAAGAGAUCAGGCAGGCCCUCGAAAAGUUUGACGAGUCCAGAGAGAUGGCUGAGCGCUCCAUGUACAACCUCCUGGAGACAGAUGUGGAGCAGGUGACUCAGCUGUCCUCUUUUGUAGAGUCUCUGCUGCAGUAUCACAGACAAGCCACGCAGAUUAUGGAGGAGCUUUCUGAAAGACUGAGAGAAAGGGCAAAUGAUAUUCAGUCUCGUCCAAAACAACAAUACACACCUAAACCCAAACCAGCCUUUGACUUUGGAGGGGUGGAACACUCAAAUGGAGGAUACUCAUCAUCUGCUACAAGCCCUCAGGCUUAUUCUCCUGCCCCAGCACAAGGGCCAUCCUUCCAAAGAACCUCCGUCAAGAACAGAAGGACUGAGCCUUGCUGUAAGGCCCUGUAUGACUUUGAGCCAGAGAAUGAUGGAGAGCUGGGCUUCCAGGAGGGUGACAUCAUCAAAUUGGUCAGUCAGAUUGAUGAGAACUGGUAUGAAGGAACCCUUCGUGGAAAAUCAGGAUACUUCCCCAACAACUAUGUUGAAAUAGUGGUUCCUCUGCCACGCUGAAAACGGGGGGGCAACGAGGGACAAGCAGGAUUAAGAUUAUGAAAAGUGGAUGAUAAAGGAUUACCAGCGCUAUCAAUAACAAAGAUGUUUUUUUUUUUUUUUUAAGUGAAAGGGUAAACAUUAAGACAACAACCGUUAUUUUUUGUAUCUUGAGGUUAAAGCGUAUAUGUAGAUUUGUUAAAACAUUAAGGACAGGAAUGUCCAAUGAGCAAAAUUAGGUCACAUUACUUGGGUGCUUCUCCCAUAUCCUGAGUCUUUAUAGCCAUUCUCCAUGCACCUGUGCACUUUUUACACUACACCUCUAUCACCAGGACUGAUGAAAAAGACCGAGAGAGAAUGGUGUAUGUUUAAAAAAAAAAAAAGUGUUCAGCUGUGUCCACAAACUCUUAAGAAGUGCAACUACUUUAUUUUUCUUAUCCUAUUUCAUAGUCACAAUAUUAAAUGUUUUGUUCUAUGUAUUGUUUAUAUUGGUACUACACACAUGCAUGUGUUCCUGUAAACACUAUUCCUACACUCCGAUUUUUAACCUUUGUACCUUCAGGCCUUAGUACUGUGUGAGCCAACAUGGAGGACUCCAUACCUUUUAUCAAUGCUUAUUCUCUGCUGCCCUCUGGUGGUCACAGGUAUUCUUCCCAGCGCUUUAUUCAGUGACACUGUCAUGCGAUUUCUGUUGGAUGUCUUACCGGAUCCUUGUUGGGUGGCUUAUCCUAAGUUUUAGUUUGUAGAUAUAUAUACAUCUAAACAGCUGGAGGCAGUCAGUAGAUGUAACUGCAGCUUUUGUAAACAUUGGCAGUUUUAACAUUAACAAAAAGAAUUGUAGUUAAAAUCUUAAAAUGUCACAGUGGUCCUCUUGAUUGUCAUUAUAUUUAUCAUUUGUAGCACAGAUUAAGUGAAUCAGUGAAUUUACCUACAACACUCUGUCUUCAUUUUACUUAGUAUUGAUGCCAAAGACUUUGCUCAAAUUUCCCACAAUGCAAAGGGAUGCUGAAUAUUUAAAUAUAUGAAUUUCAUGCAGCGUGAUGUUCAAAGUUUAGUUGAUAUUUCAAAUGAUUAUAUGCAAUUAGUAUCUCCUCCCACUCCUUAUAUUUUGCAGCGUUACACCAAAGCCAAAACCAUAUGUCUUUUCAGUUCCUCUGUUUUCUCAGGCUCUAUUGAUACUGCUGGCAGUGUCACUCAUAAUGUUCUGUGGGCUUUUUUUUUUUUUUUAUUCAGCUGUUUGUUACAUGAGUUUUGUGUCACUGGUGUGUUUCCCCUGUCAGUACUGGGGUGAGCUUGGCCUUAUUAUUCUAACCUACAAUUUGGUGCGUGGAAAUUAAUCUGAUGUGUGUUUGGUGUUUUUUGUACCUGCCUUAGUUUUCAGCCUGAAGCUGCAUCAAACCUGAUAGAAACCGCGAUCUCCCAGUGAUUGUGUACUGAAUUCACAAGUAAUGAGGAAGGACCUUUACACAAUGGCUGAGUCCAGUUCCAAUUAAGCCUAUUACAAGCAAACUAUGAACUGUCAUGGUUUGUGCUGUUCACUAGAAUGCCAACUUUCUCCUCUUGUCAUGAUCCCCUUGUUAGACCGCCCCCUGCCCCACUCAUCUCUCCCAUCUCCAUUUAAACUGAGAGUGGAACAGACAGGUCUUUUCAGCAGGGAAGGGCACACAGCAGUGGAUUAUGCCCUCCCCCACUAUGCUUUAUUCACCACCUGCCCCUGUACCCCUACCCCCUUUCUCAUUAUCUACCCUAUCCCAAGCCCAUGGUGCCUCUGAGGCUCAGUCUCGUGGUCCAUAAUACCAUCAUUGCUAUCACAGUAUAUACCGCUUAAUGUUUUCCUUGCAUCUGUGCUCUGUUAUUAGCUGUAUGUAUUGCACCAGGGGGUUUGGCUGGGCUGAGUGAUAACUGUGGUUCAGGUGUGAGUUUACAUGCCUCAUUACACAUAAUCAAAGGCCCCCAGUUUGAGAGAGAAGGAGGGUCAGGGGCUCAGGUUUGAGCUGUUACGCAGCUUGUAUAAUAUUCAUGAAUAACGUAGAACAAAGGGCUGCAAGAUCAGCUUUUGUAAACUGCUGCUCUUGCAGUGGAAAUGGUUGUCUGAAGGCUGCAGCUGACAUUACUAAACACUAAAUCCUGUGUCUGGACUUUGCAAUAUUGAUAAAGUAUUAGUAGCCUUAAAGUUUUUAAUAUUGUGCAUUCUAAAUGAAAUUUUCUGUGAAAAUAAUGUAACUUUUUGCAUGUUCUUUAUUAUAGCUUUUGCCUUAUGCAAUGCCUCAGUUUUGUAACUGACACUACAGGGAAAUGCGGAGAGUAAAAGUGGGAUUAUCCUGGAUUAUCUUUAGGAUAUAUGGAUUACCUCUAUGCUAACUGUAAUCUUGUGUAUUGUAUAUGAUUGAUAUGGUGAAUGAAUGGAUGCUGUUUAUUUGCUUCUUUAAAUAAAUGUUAAAUGAUU